Molecule: messenger RNA, 922 nt
Organism: Schistosoma spindalis
Lineage: Eukaryota; Metazoa; Platyhelminthes; Trematoda; Strigeidida; Schistosomatidae
Source: the annotation of a GenBank genome assembly
CAUUAGAGUGCAGGCGUCUUAAAGGUUUCUUCCUGGGAGUACCGGAGAUCCCCUGGUACUAGACACGGAAGCCGGUUAAGCGAAAGCAUUUUCUAUUCCGUCCACAACCAUUUGAACCAUUUGAAGGCGCAGGGCACAAGUUAAUUCCCUACUUCAAGACAUAUUCUUUUGUAAUCGAGUUGGAGAGAAAAUCGAUUGCAGUAUGGUAACCGUGAGGCCGUUUACUUGCUUAGACUUGUUGAAGUUUGGGAAUAUUAAUCUGGAUAUGUAUACGGAAACUUAUAGUAUCGGAUUUUAUCUGCAUUAUCUGGCGAAAUGGCCAGAGUAUAUGCGAGUCCUAGAGUCACCUACACUAACCUGUUUUGAAAGGAAUUCGGCAUGUCUUUCGGAUAUUCCACACACAGGUGAUGCACAAAACCCAUCUCCUAAGGUAGUAUCAAUACCAUCUACGUGUCAACGACUAAUGGGCUAUAUGAUGGCGAAGUCGGAAGGUCAUGCACUGGACUGGCAUGGUCAUGUCACAGCGCUGUCAGUGGCUCCUGAGUAUCGUCGUUUGAGAUUAGCUACUCAAUUAAUGCUAGAGUUAGAAGAAACUUCCGAACGGAAACGAUGUUACUAUGUUGACCUAUUCGUACGUGCAUCUAACAAACUGGGCAUAGAUAUUUAUAGUAAAUUGGGGUAUAUUAUAUACCGCAGAGUCUUAAAUUACUAUUGGGGUUCUGUUGAAGAUGAAGAUGCUUUCGAUAUGAGAAAAGCACUUUCAGCGGAUGUGCUCAAACGAUCUGUUAUACCAAUGACAAGGCCGAUACGUCCAGAAGAAUUAGAACAUCCAUGAGCAUACAGAUGAAGUCUUGUUUAUUGGUUCUAUAUGUAAUAUUAUUCAGUGGAUGUAUCUUUUGUAACAAUAAUAUCUUUUCUCUUC